Messenger RNA from Didymodactylos carnosus, 2748 nucleotides. Lineage: Eukaryota; Metazoa; Rotifera; Eurotatoria; Philodinida; Philodinidae. The record is from the annotation of a GenBank genome assembly.
AUGACCGAUUUGUCAAAUAACUGUCUCGAUUGGGUGUCAUCCAGCAGUCCACAUGAUGAAUAUGAACUUAUACAAAGAGUUGGUAGUGGUACUUAUGGAGACGUUUAUAAGGCACGUUAUAUACCAACCGCGUCACUUCGUGCACUUAAAGUUAUUAAACUAGAAGCUGGCGAUGAUUUCAAUAUUAUUCAACAAGAAAUAUUAAUGAUGAGACAAUGUACACAUCCAAACAUAAUUGCUUAUUUUGGAAGUUAUUUAAAACGAGACAAAUUAUGGAUUGCCAUGGAAUUUUGUGGCGGUGGUAGUAUGCAAGAUAUUUAUCACAUAAAUGGUCCAUUAAGUGAAUUACAAAUUGCUUAUAUUAUACGUGAAACACUUAAAGGUCUUGAUUAUCUUCACAAACAUGAAAAAAUGCAUCGAGACGUUAAAGGUGCCAAUAUUUUACUAACGGAUGAUGGUAAUGUUAAACUUGCUGAUUUUGGCGUAGCUGCAUCAAUAACAGCAACAUUAUGCAAAAGGAAAUCUUUUAUUGGUACACCAUACUGGAUGGCACCUGAAGUGGCAGCUGUGGAAAGAAAAGGCGGUUAUAAUCAUUUGUGUGAUAUAUGGGCAGUAGGAAUAACUGCCAUAGAAUUUGCCGAAUUACAGCCACCAAUGUUUGAUUUACAUCCAAUGCGUGCAUUAUUUCUAAUGUCAAAAAGUGGCUUUAAACCACCGUCGCUAAAAGAUAAAGCUAAAUGGUCUAUAACUUUUCAAAAUUUUGUCAAAUAUUCAUUAACAAAAAAUCCAAAGAAACGACCAGCCGCUGAUAAAUUACUUGAACAUCCAUUUGUUCAAGGUAAUUUAUCACCUCAAAUUGCACAUGAUUUACUUGAUCGUGUUAGAAAUGGUACAAAUAAUUGUUAUCAAGAUCGAGACGACGAUGAAGAUGAUAGAAAUAAUCGUCAUGCACCAAGAAAAAUAACAUCAAACAAAGAAUCGUCAUCAUCAUCAUCAUCAAAUCAUCGUCCAAUAACAAAUUAUAAUCCACCACUCAUUCGAAGUUCUAUUUUGAAUGAACAAACUUCUUCAAUUUCUCCUUCAGUUCUCCAACCAUCGUCAGAAACAAAUGGAAAUCAGACGGUAUGCGGUCACACUUCAAAGAAGCACGAGAAAAAUGUUAAUUCUAAUCAUAUAAAACGUCUUCGAUCGUUGGGUGUGCCUGAAAAAGAUAUCGAAAGACUAUUACUUAAAUUACCAUUGGGUGCAUUUGAUGAUUUAGCUUUAAAUGAAAUUGAACAUAUUGUCAAUGUAAUGUUACGAGACGUUGAUGAUGAGACUACAGACAGUAUGACAGAAUCAACUAAUACAAUUAAACGUUCUCCACUCCCUCUAACAACUGAAAGUCACACUAACUCUCGAUCACGUUCAAAUCAUCAUAAUCAUCGUAAAAAACAGCAGCAACAACCGGUACCAAUCUAUGAAAAUGUAUCUCCAUUAGAGCUCGAUUCAAAUAAUAAUUCAACACUCAAACGUUCUAGUAUUAUUCAUACAAAUGGCCAUCGUUCUAAACAUAACAGUGAAUCAUCAUCUUCUAUCUCUCAACUUAACAGUGAUUCAAUUUCUUCAAUUAGUAAAGAACAUUUAAAUUAUCAUGAUAAUGAUGAUUCAUCGUUAACAUUAAAAAAAACCUCAUCCUCAACACCGUUACUCAAUGAAUCAAUAUCGUCAACUGAACAUCGAUCAGUAGCAACCAACGCUUCAUCAUUAUCAUCGUCAUCAACUACUGUUACGACAGUGGCAACAAAUGGUAUUCCAUCUGUACCAAAAGUUCAUAUGGGUGCAUGUUUUAUGAAAAUAUUUAAUGAGUGUCCAUUAGAAAUACAUUCGUCUUAUUGUUGGAUAAACAGUGAAACAAGAGAUCAAGUUGUACUGAUAGCUAGUGAAGAAGGCAUAUACUCUUUGAAUUUAAAUGAACUUCAUGAUGCUACACUUGAAUUGUUAUAUCCUCGUCGAACAACAUGGUUAUUUGUCAAAGAUAAUAUUUUAUGGUCAAUAUCAGGCAAAUCGAAUACAUUGUACAGACAUGAUUUAUUGUUGUUGAUGCAUAAUAAAGGCACAGCACGUUUAUCAUUACAAUUAAAUAAAAUACAGAUAGCACAAAAAUUUGAAAAAUUAAUGCCAAAGAAAUUAGCAAUAUCAUCUAAAAUAAACAAUACUCGUGGUUGUCAACGUUGCUGUGUUGGACGUAAUCCUUACAAUGGUUUCUUUUUUCUCGGUGGUCUAUUACAAAAUGAAGUAUUUUUAAUGCAAUAUUAUGAUCCAUUAAGAAAAUUUAUGCAUUUAAAAAAAAUGGACGUAUCAAUCCCAUCUGAACCUCCAAUAUUUGAAAUGUUAUUUUCUCAUGAUAAUAGUUAUGUACAAUUAUGCGUCGGUGUAUCGAAGAGUAAAUCAUCAGCAAACACGUUCAAAUUUGCUUCAGUUAAUUUUGAAACAGAAAAACUAGAAAAUUACAAUGAUGAUUUAUUUCUACCAAAUGUAUCCCAUUUGAUACAAUUGGAAAAGGAUGCCGAAACAGUAUUAGUUUGUCAUGGAAAUAAUAUCACAAUUUGUAACUCGCAAGGUAGACUGCGGACAAAUAGACGAACACUAUCUGAAUUACAUUUUGACUGUGAAGUGCGUUCGUUAGUAUGUUUACAAGACAGUGUACUCGCAUUUCAUAAACAUGGCAUGCAAGGAAGAAGUUUAAAGGACAAUGAAGUAUGUUGA